This is a messenger RNA of Cadophora gregata, 786 nucleotides long. RefSeq names its product ER membrane complex subunit 3 (gene EMC3). The coding region runs from base 1 to 786 and encodes 261 amino acids. Gene Ontology annotation, biological process: protein folding in endoplasmic reticulum. Gene Ontology annotation, cellular component: membrane; EMC complex. The transcript is spliced from 5 exons. The record is from RefSeq and is a predicted model, not a curated record. Lineage: Eukaryota; Fungi; Ascomycota; Leotiomycetes; Helotiales; Ploettnerulaceae.
AUGUCGCAAGUUCCUGUUCAGACGAUCCAUAGGGAUCCACAGCUCUUCUACUGGAUUUUGAUCCCUAUUACAGUGGUCAUGAUCUUGACUGGAGUUCUCCGCCAUUAUGCAACGGUACUCAUGCAAACUGCACCCAAGAAACAAGAACUCCCUGCCAUCCGCGAGCAGCGCUCUCUCCUCCGUGGUAUGAACCUCCGUGGAAACGCCAACGUCAUCUCGCCUGCUUCCUUCCAAGCCCGCAAAGACUACCUGGUCACUGCAUAUGAGAAUGGUGUGUUUUUGAAGGAGCCUGAUAGGAAGGGCCAGGCGGCGCCGAAUCCGAUGACAGACCCAGCAGCUAUGGAAGGUAUGAUGGGGAUGAUGAAGGGAAACAUGGCAAUGAUUGUGCCACAGACACUGAUUAUGGGGUGGAUUAAUGCAUUUUUCAGUGGUUUUGUUAUCAUCAAGCUUCCAUUCCCUUUGACGAUCAAGUUUAAGAGUAUGUUGCAAGCCGGUGUUAUGACCAGAGAUAUGGAUCCGCAGUGGAUGUCUUCUAUCUCGUGGUAUGUGCUGUGUAUCUUUGGAUUACAGUCAGUGUUCAACUACUUGCUUGGCAGCGAUAAUGCUGCAAGCCAGAUGGCCCAGCAGAUGGGACAAAUGGGACCAGGUGCUGGAGCACAGAUGUUUGGUCCUGGUGUUGAUCCGGACAAGCAAUUUCAGGGUGAGGCGGAGAACCUGGCUGUUUUGGCUCAUGAGUAUACGCUUGCUGGUGUUGAAGAUAGACUUUUGAAGUCGGUGAAGGUGUGA